AUGGCCACAUUGCCUAAACGAGUGGUCAAACUCGAAGAGGUUGUCCUGGGCUCGGCCGCCACUGGGGGACUGGUGACUCGAGUGCAAGACCUGGAAGUUUGCUGCUUGGGAUCCGCGGCUGCCGGGCCGUUGCCGCAGCGCCUCGACAAGUUGGAAGAGGUCACCGGCUGCACCGCAGGGGACGGGGCUGCCGUUGCGGUGGUGGCAGCACCUGCACCGGAGGCUGAUGAGGCCGCCACAGCAUCCUCUGAGAGCCAAGACACCACAGCGGAUGGCAAAUCUGUCGAGAAGAAGAACAGGUUGGGCCGGACGGAGCUGCACAAUGCCGUGUGCAGCGGUGACAAAGACCACGUCCAGCAGCUCCUGAAAAAUCGUGCGUCUGUUGAUGCCACGGACGGAAGUGGCCGGACACCACUACACUUGGCCGCCAGUGAGCUCUCGGAACCGGCCAAAAUCGUCGAGCUACUGCUGGAGGCCAGGGCCAGGACUGAGGCUGAAGACCUCAGCGGUUUCACUCCCUUGAAUUUGGCUUGCGAUUCGAAAUGCAAGGAAGCGGUGGCUGUUCUGCAGAGCGCCGAGGGCUUAUCGAAAGUUGCAGAAGGGAUGACAGAAGGUCAGAUCGUGACAGAGGCGCCGCUGGAUGUCCUGCACUUCUUGCCGAAGCACAUGCCAGCCGUGGCCUCCGAUGCGAAUGAAAUCACCUUCGAGGGAAACAUCAUGCCUGGCGCACUGCAAUGCUGGACGUCGUUCCCUGGCAAAUUCAAGGCUGGAUGGGAUGCGCUGGUGAACGUGCCAGCUUUUGGCGACAGUGUUGCAUGCGUUUUCUUGUGCGAUUCCCAGUCUGGCCUUGGGGAGCACAAGAAAGAUCCAAAAGGUGAUGGCAAAAAAUGCUAUUGCUACCGGAUUUAUGGAGAGCGAGCAGAUGCAGAGUACAAGAAGUUUGGAUAUAUCAUCUAUGUACAGAAGAAGUAUUCAGAAUGCAGUGAUCUGGAGAGAAGCAAGCUGGAGCAGACGGCCAACGCCAUGGAUGCAGAGCUUGUUUUUGAAGAUGAUGACAGCAGCACGAGGGACACAAAGGAGAAGCGGGCCAAGGAAAAGUUUGCCCAAAAGAAGACCGCAGCAUUUGGCUGCAGUUGGUACGAUUUGUGGUUCCAACGUGUGAGAGAAGCAGUACAACGAGGCCAACGGCUAAAAGUCGUGUUUUUUCCUGGUGAAGUGAUGAAAGGCAGAGUUGACAUGGAUGCACUGGCCACAGAUGACCUCUGGGAUGGUGUUGGGCUUGGAACGUCCCAGAAAUGCGAGGUUGCCACACUUGAGGCAAUGAGGAAGGAAACUGGCGAUCCCAAAUGGGACUACGAUCCAGUGGAUGUGACCGAUUUCCUCAUUUCACAGUUCAAGGAAGGUGAUUUGGUGGAAGCGUUGGACGCGGACAGCCGGCGUUGGCGCAAAGGCUGCAUCCUGAAGGUUUCGCGAAGCAGGAUGACGAAGGAUAACAGGCACACCGUGCGACACACCUGGAACAUGAUCUGCAACUGGUCCGGGACAGAGUUCCAGUCAGAGCAUCUGAGGCCUUUGGUGCAACAUACCAACGGCUUUGAGGCCAUACUGCAAGGGUUCCAGGAUAAGAAGAUGCUGCGGUCUCUGGAGGAAUUCUUCAGUGUUCAGGUGAAGCAGGUGCAGCGAUCUUGGUCCAAUGGGAGGCAUUCCAUAGCAGUGGAUGUGAACAUCACCAACCUUAGGCAAGCCCACAGCUUAAGGGACAAGGUCCUGAGCGGAGAUUUGGAUCUAAAGAUCAAUGAUAUUUUGUCCAUACAGUGGCAAGUAGGAAUUGAUAAGAGCGCUUUCUUGACCUUCUAUGAGAGAUCCCUUCUGUCAUUGACGGAUCUGACAAAGCAUCAGAACGAAGUUCUCGAAGAGCUCAGAGAUGCAGGUACUCAUGAGCAAGGUGUCAUUCACCUGUCUGCAGCGGCUGGUGCCGGGAAGACCUUCAUAGCGGUGAAGUGGGUCUUAGAGCAUCUCAGAAUGUCCUCGGGAAAGGUGAUGUACAUUGCACCCAACAAGGCCCUCGUGUUGCAUUUCAUUCGGUGGCUAUUGGCCUUUGCACAUGCAGACAGGGACUCAUCAUCAAGAUACUUCUCAAGACUCCUGGUAUGGUAUGAGCCCUACGAUCGAGUACGAGUGCCUGUCAUCAAUGGCAACCAGAUCCUUUUCGAGUCAGCCACAGUUGAGCUGGAACUAUGUCAAGUCAAAGUACUUGACGAAGCGCAUUGCAUUUUUUGCGCGGACACGGACUCACUGAUCCAAGACCGCUUGAAAAGCUACAGUGCGAGAAGCACAGUGCUGCUGUCUGACCUGUCCCAAGGUUCGACCGCAUUUUCAGUUGAUCGACACUAUCCCAACAGGCGUUCAGUCAAACUCAUAGAAGUCGUUCGAAGCACGCAGCGCAUUGUUGCAGGAGCAUUGAAUUUUCGACUUGGCGAAUCACGUAAUGAGAAUGUUGACAGCUUGGGGACACAUGGGCCACCGAUCAAAACCUUUUUAUUUGAAGUCCAGGCAGAACAAGACAAGAUGGAAGAGUAUGCCAAGCAUACUAUUGCAGCCAUCAACUAUGUUCUUUGCCACUUUCCAAGCAUAAACCUGAACAAUAGAAUUGCUCUGCUAGUGAAGGACAAUGAUGUCCUCGGAUCCUUGAGUGGAAAACUCCGACGCCACCUUCAGCACAAGUUUGCCAAGCGAUAUUGCUUGGUGUCGUAUGAGACAUCCCUGAAUUUAUUACCUAGCCACUUGAGCAUUGGAGCAUCUGCACAAGGUGUGCAACAAGAGCAACAGAUCAUUUUGGACACUGUCAAGAAUGCCAAAGGUUUGGAAAACCUCAUCGUGAUCUCAAUUGGGCUUGAUGCCCCCAUUCAGGGUGGUUACGAAGAUGGCGCUACAAGAUCCUUACUAUACCAAGGCAUCACAAGAGCACAGCUGGCUUCAAUGAUCGUAAAUGAGUUUAUGCCAGAUGGCUGGCUGGCUUUCCUGGGUUGUUUGAGGCUCAGCAAGGACACUUUCGAUAAAAAGGCGGCCUUUGCUGAGACUGACAAAGGAGCAGCUGCUGCCAUGCUCAAGGUGAAAGACAGUCGACGGGAGGUUGCCGAGGCCGCCAAGACCUUAGAAGAGGAACCUGCAGCAAACAUCUCUGUGGAACCAGAAAUAGCCACGCAGGAGCCCGCAGUGGUUAAAGUGCUCCCAACUUCUGUGUGGGACACGGACGACAACACGAUCAAAGCCAAGAUCACGACACUGAAAUUUGAUCCACGGUUCACUCAGGAAGAUUCGGAAGAUCCAGAACAAGUCGAAGCCGACGAAGCGGCAGCGGCGAAAUACGACGACAUCGCCGACGCGGCGCUCAACGGCGACCUCCCGGCCGUCCGGGGCCACCUGCGCCGCGACGGCGGCAGCCUGGACCGACUCUUCGGUGAGGACGGCGUGGCAGCGCUGCACCGCGCAGCCAUCCGCGGCCACCGGGCGGUCGUGGAGUUCCUCGUGGCGAAGGGCGCCGCCGUGGACGUCCUGACCGGCGACGGCCUCGGCCGUGCCACUCCGCUGCAUCUUGCAGCAGUGAACGGCCACGUGGAGUGCGCCCAGCAGCUGCUGGCAGCGAAGGCCUCAGUGGAAAUCAAAGACAUCACCGGCAGAACACCCUUGGAUCUCGCAAGAAAUUGGGGACGCACAGAAGUGGUCAACCUGCUGAUGGGCACAGCAUGAAAUAUAAGGUUUGGUAUAGUGAUUCCGGCAUGCUUCAAUUUCGGGCCAAAGUUGCCCUUUGAGCGCAUCUUGUGAAACGAUCAAAGAUGUGCCGUUUAACGCCGUUGGGUUCACAGGAUGUGGAUUAAAAUUUUGUCCCCGCAAAGUUGGGGCUUUCGAUGGUUUAAUUUUUUUUUUAUGAAUUCAACGCGGAAACCAGAACCUAAAA
This is a messenger RNA of Cladocopium goreaui, 3958 nucleotides long. The record is from the annotation of a GenBank genome assembly. Lineage: Eukaryota; Dinophyceae; Suessiales; Symbiodiniaceae.